Molecule: messenger RNA, 567 nt
Organism: Pseudogymnoascus destructans
Lineage: Eukaryota; Fungi; Ascomycota; Leotiomycetes; Thelebolales; Thelebolaceae
Exons: 3
Coding region: 1-567 (188 amino acids)
Cellular component (GO): mitochondrion
Molecular function (GO): structural constituent of ribosome
Source: RefSeq, a predicted model, not a curated record
AUGGUCAGUAUAUUGAGGCGGAUGACCAAGCUUCGCGCUCUGCUUGCUAUUAAGUUAGGGCCAGGAGCUGCCGUUUUACCUAAGAAUGUCACCAAGCUGCACAUGGAAUUUGCGAAGAGGAUGAACGAUGGACAUUACGGACCAAGGAAAUUUUGGCAUUCAUGCCUCCCACGCCUAAAGUACCACAACCCUACAGUAUCCAUGACUUUGGAGAGAACCACAAACCAGGAAGGCCCGGCACUUAUGACGGUUUACUUCGAUGACGCUACACAUCCCCAAACCCCAUCCGCGCCUGUGGCUGGUACCCAAACCGAACCUCCAGCCUCGAGUCAACAGCGCGUGGUGACAAUCAAUAUGAAGCACAGGCACGAGUCUGAGAUACUGUCACAAUUACUCGCCUUGACAAAUGCCGUUCCCGUGGAGCCUACUCCCGAAGAGGUGGAGCAACUUCAAAAGCUCGCAGCCCUCAAGGAAGUGGGCGAGAGAGACUCUGCCAGGCAUCGCAUUUUUAACGCAGAGAAGAAGCGGGAAGAAGCCAUCCUAGCACAGGCCCGAUCAGCAGCUUGA